UGCAGUUGGGUUAAUUGCACGGGGGCAGCAUGACUGCCAAGCAGCGCAAAGCAGGCAGAGGGCGGACUGAGAACAAUGCUGGGGCUUUCGUUGCUCCGGGCCGGACGGAAGAGAGGGAGGCCGGGGGUCCCAGGCACAGGGAAGCCUGGGCUUGGAAGUGCCGAGCCGCGCUGGGGCUGCUGUUGCUCGGGGUGGCCGCCGCCGGGGUCGCUGUGCUGGGCUGGCUGCUCGUGCACCAGCUGGAGACGCUGGAGCAGCUGGGAGAGACUGUGGAGAAGGUGCGGGGCCGCCUUGAGGAGCUGGAAGUGCUGAAGGAGCAAGUGCAAAGGACGAGAGAGCAGCUGUCUAACACGGCAGAGCUGGAGCGGCGACUCUCUGACCUGGAGCUGGCCCAGAUGCUGUCUAGGCAGAAACUGGAGCGAGCCUCUGUCGCUGCUGAGCGCAUCGUGGCCUCUGACCCUAUCGGCAAGCUUGCCGCCUUCCAGGCGGAAGUGAAGCAGGCCAUCAGCGAGCUGAGAGGAGAGCUCCCCUCCGGGACCGAGCUGGCUGAGCUGCAGAGCCAGCUGGAGCAGCUGAGAACCACCGAGCUGGAGAUGCUGAGGCAAGAGGUGGCCGGGCUCUUGUCGUCGGGUUCCAGGCUGGAGCAGAGCGUGGCCUCGUUGACCGGCUCCCUCACCAGUGCCCAGAGGAGCCUGGAAGAGAAAGCUCAUAGCCUGCAAGCCAUGCAGCAGGAAGCGGAGCACGCUAAGGUGGCUGGCGAGAGAUUGGAGAACAACAUUGGCUCCCUGUCAGCCCGGACCUUCAUCCUGGAGGGAAGCCUCAACCGCACCACACUGCUGGCACGCGCCCUGCAGCUGCAGCUGGAGCAGAACAGCAAGGCUCUGGCUGGACUGCAGGAAGUGGCAGCAAAUCAGAGCGGGAGCGACAGCUCUGAACCUCGGCAGCUGGAGAACCUCAGGGUGCAGAUCCAGCAGCUGCACAUGGAGAGAUCGGCCACGCAGGAGCGGGUGAGCGAGGCGCUGCACAGCAUUGCUGACCAGAGGAGAGAGCUGCAGGGUAGGAUCUCAGAGCUGGAAACGGCUAUUCAUGCUCUUCAGGGCCAUGUGACUCAGGUGGAGCUGGGCAUGGUCAAUCUGAACACACAGCUCUCUGGUGUCGUGGAGCAGCAGCUGCAGGGUCUAAAGAUUGGGAUGGCCAAUCUGGAGAGCAGCCUGGGCACCAGCCUGCAGCAAUGUCUCUCAGGAGAAGUACAGACCCGCUGUGAGACUGAGGAUGGCUGUGGGUGGCCGCAUGUGCACGAGAUCAGCUUCCCGCACCGUGUCCCAACCCAGCCCGCGAUUAUGCUGGGGCUGGUGGGGCUGAGCACUCGUGGUUCUGUGGGCAUCUCGGUGAGAGCUUUGGACAUCACGGACUCUGGCUUCAAAAUACACAUCGCCAGCAUGGGCAACCAGAGCCUGACCAGUGCCAGGGUCUCUUGGAUGCUGUGUGCCUAGAUGGAAAGCUGUGAUGCGGCCCCUGGGGCAGGGGUUACUGAGCUGGUGGCAUCUGCUUUACUUGGACACAACUGUGGUGUGCUUUGGUUUUCUUUAAAGUAAUUACAGCUUACAAGGAGUCCAUGUAGAUGGGAUCCCAAUGAAUAAGCCCCUUUCUUGGGAGCUGUGUAUCCCCAUUUAAUGGCAGGCUGAACAGCCCCAGGCCUUGCUGAAGGCUCCUGGAAAGUGCAACUGACAAGAUCUGUCUUAAACUUCCAAACCUAAGCGCCUAAACUGAACCACCAGCUAUAUGCACGUGCAACUGUUUGUUUGCGUUCAGCCACUCUGCAUCUGCAGAUGUGUGUCUCACUCGCACGAAAAGAUGCACCACAAGGCUAAUUGUGAGGGAAGUUGAGCACCUGGGUCUGGAAAGUUGGCCUGUAAACCUCUUUAUUUAGGAAUUUUUUGGUUUUAUUAUUUUCAGUAGCAACAGUUGGAAUGUUCUCCUGCUGCCCAUUUAGGAUUCUACCCAGUGCUUUGCAUGUCAGAAGUGUUAAAACUUAUGCAGAGAUGAUGCUAAUGGCUGGAUGCAGCCAAAUGACCAAAGGGGGUGUGUGCGUGUGUCCAGUUGGAAAUUCCUGGCUGAGCCAGUUUCUCCUGGCAGUGUGAGCUUGCCUAUAUGGCAGAGGGCAUUGCUAGUCAGGGCUGCUCAUCCCUCACAGAGCUAUGGCGUCUACGCUGAGCCUUACCCUGGAAGAGAUGGACAGACCUGCUAAGCUUUCUUGUGGUGUUGCAAGGUGGGUUAAGACUACUGGCCUUCUCUGGACCUAUCUCACCAAGUGAAACACCAGAGCAUUCAGACUGGGUGUGCUUGCUUGUCUGUCUAAUUCUGCGGAAGGGAAGCAGCUGUAUUUUAAUGUAUACAACUCUCUCAGAAGAAGGCUUUGGGGCUGCUAAUGGCUUGUCCAGCCUGCUGACCUAUGCACAAUACAUUUGUUCCCCUAUUCUCUCUCCUCUCCUUCCUACCCGCCCCCCCCCAAAAUCACUGGAAGAUGCACUGGAGCUCUCAACACAGCAGGCCCCAGGGUGGGAGAGGGGCCUGCAAAGCAGGUUAUGGGUCCACCAUGAGACACCUUGCAAAGAUGGGAGGUGUGUGCAAUUCCACCCCCAUAAUCCCAGUUUGGAGGUUUUGUGUCCUGUGGUGGUGGGUAGAGAAAGACACUCAGCUAGUGCUACAUAUGUACCCCAUGGAGAUGCGUAGGUCUCAAAUUUGGCAGGGUUGGGGUUGAGCAUAGUGCCUUCUGUGGCUGAAGAUUAGAACACAGAGGCUUCUUGUCAGAAUAUGGGGGAAUGUUCCCCAGAUUGCUGGCUAAUGUGGGAGUGGGGGUUUGGAGUGACUUGGGUGCUAGGAUAGCUCCACUCUAGAGUCACAGGAGACAGUCUGCCUAAAUUGUCCUCUUCUCCUCCACACGUUCACUCUGCGCUGACUGAAAGGAGGAAGGGACAAUCUUGUUAAAGCACAGAACUAGGAUGUUGGAAAUCUAUGUUCUGUUCCUAGCUCUGCCACACGUUGGCAGGUGGCUUGCCCUCUGCACCUGGCCUUUGUAAAGUACCAAGCGAUGCCUGCUGUCUGCAGAAAACUGUAGAGAUUUUUUUUCCCCUGAAAAAGCAGAUUCUGCAAACUGAAACGCUGUCAUUUGGAAAUGGGGUUGCCCUGCCUUAUGGGAGUUGUAGUUCAGAUGUCUGUUCCCAUUCUCCUCUAUAGAGGGAAUAUGAGGCUGCAUUUACCAGUCAAAAUAUUUUGGGGUUUGGGUCUAUUUUUGGUGGAAAAAUCAAAAGUUUCUGUGUGCGUGAACCUAUUUUCCAAUGACCAUCUCUAGUGCCAAUUACAGUUUUUAAGCUCACUUGGUGCCAUCAGCUGGGACACAUGGCAGAUGCUUUCCCAUAAUGCCUGAAGUGUCCCGCAGGGAUCCAGAACAUUCCAGCAUUGUCUCAUCAUCUGAACUGCGCUGACGAGACUGCUGCUACCCCGGCUCACCAGGAUGCUGGCUGCAGAAAAGGAGGCGGUGCACUGAAAGGUCGAGCUAGGAGUCGUAUGAUGUGGGGGGGAUGGCAAAUGGAUCUUCAGGCUGUCGGAGGGCAGAGAGAGGGGCCAAAGCAGAUGUUCCACUCUGGAUGAGUGGGGACAUCCAGAACUCUCAGGACAGGCUACAGGACACAACUAAGACUCUGAAGUGACUUCUGGCAAUGGGAUCUGGGAGCCUGAGCAGUGCCUGCUGCUUCUUCACACCCAUGCUGAUCAUGUGUGUAUUCAGCCCUCCUCAGCAGAGGGUGUACUGACAGCGCCUGAGGACUCCAAGGAGAGAGGGAAGGGUGGUGGGAUUCUGUGCAAAACAUCUAAUGCCUCCAGAGUCAGACAGGAAAUGAUGGGUUUUUUCCAGUUGCUUCCAUGUGCCCAAUGUAACUGCAGACUUUCCCCUGUCCAGGGGGAAGCUGCUGCUCUGUGACUGUCCAUAGGCAAAAGAGCUGCUGCUGUUCGUUCAUGCCUGAGCUGCAGGAAUCACGUCUGUGACUCAGCCCCGUGGAGGCCUCGAGGUUUGUGGGCCGUGUGCUUCAGCCUCUGGCACGGAGCUGGCUGCCAAUUCAGGAGGCCGCAAGUGCUGAAUUGCCAAAGUUGUUUUAGAAACUGAGCAAAUGGGCACAAACCAAAACCUCCCUCGGGUGGAUCUCUGUUGGCAGUGCAAUAUUUGGCCUCGUCCCCAGCGUGCCUUGCUCUAAACCGGUUUUCUGCUCAGGUGUGGGCUCGCAUGGCUUCAUGCGAAAUGGAAGCACUUGCCCUGAAAUGGCGGAGUGCAAAGUAAGACACCUUCCAACUUCAAGGCCCCGUUGGCUGCUCUGUGGGAUGGAAUGGGGGGGGGAAAAAACUGGUGGGUCAGAACAGGGAGCGCUGUAUGCAAACCAUCAAUCCUCUCCUGGGCUUGAGAGCCUCUGGGACCACGGCCACCCUCCUUGGCAUGCUGCUCCUCCUGCCAUAGGGUUCCCCUGCCUAAGGGUGAAGUACUUGAGCCUGUAACAAAGCAAGCCAAAGCAAGUUUGUGGGGAACAUGGAAUCUGGCCUAACGUUAAUUCCGAGUAGCUCUACAAUGUCCACGUAUGUAGCCUGGCUCCGAUCAGACCCCUGGCUCCUCUCGUGCUGGCAAGGCCAGCAAAGUCCUUUGCUGAAGCUUUUCUGCAAAUACUGAAUAAAAAGCAGGAAAGCCAAA
Chrysemys picta bellii (western painted turtle) is the source of this 4735-nucleotide messenger RNA. Its product is annotated as myosin-11-like. NCBI's taxonomy places the organism in Eukaryota, Metazoa, Chordata, Testudines, Emydidae. Gene Ontology annotation, biological process: cell adhesion. Gene Ontology annotation, molecular function: carbohydrate binding. The record is from RefSeq and is a predicted model, not a curated record.